Paramormyrops kingsleyae is the source of this 2676-nucleotide messenger RNA. RefSeq lists its product as uncharacterized. Gene Ontology annotation, molecular function: JUN kinase kinase kinase activity; cysteine-type endopeptidase activity; ATP binding. The record is from RefSeq and is a predicted model, not a curated record. NCBI's taxonomy places the organism in Eukaryota, Metazoa, Chordata, Actinopteri, Osteoglossiformes, Mormyridae. Gene Ontology annotation, biological process: protein phosphorylation; proteolysis.
AUGAGCAGAAAGGCUCGAUAGCACGUCUCGAUAGGUAGGAUUUUAUGACAGAACACUUGCCCCUUUUGGGGCCCCGAUGGGAGUGUCGCCGCUCUGUGUCUGAAAGGGAAAGAAGCUACUGCUGUACGGUCUACACCCUUUUCUUCGUGAAGUUUAAUUUCGAGCCAGGAGCUUCCUUGCAAGGGAGAGUGAAGAAUGGAAUUAAAGUUAAUUAAUGACUCUGUUCUGGAGUCAUGGAAGAUGAUUGGCAAAGGCGGAUUUGGGCAAGUCUAUAAGGCCAGACAUAAAACAUGGGGAAAAGAUGUAGCUGUCAAAGUGUUGCAUCAAAGUGACAGCUCGGCUUUGAAAAAGGAGGUGCUUCUGAUGUGCAAGGCCAGCAGUUUUCAUGUAGUCCAAAUCAUUGGGGAGUACAAUGGCUUUCCUCCGGACACUAAAUCAGUUACCUCACUGCAAGGCUUGGUGAUGGAGUACAUGGAGAGAGGAUCUUUAGAGGCCCUUCUGAAGAACCUGGAUGGACCUCCACCGUGGCCCCUGGUUCUCCGCUUUGCACAUCAUGUGGCUGUUGGCCUGAAUUUUCUCCAUGGACUCAUCCCACAAAUGCUUCACCUUGACCUCAAACCCAGCAAUGUAUUGUUAGAUAGCAGCCUCAACGCCAAGGUUACAGAUUUUGGCUUAGCCAGGAUUCUCAGUAGCACUUCCCUUUCCAAAAAAAGUGUAGGUGGUACAACAAGCUACAUGCCCCCAGAAGCCUUCAGUUUGUCUUACCAACCCAAACCUGCUUCUGAUGUUUAUAGCUAUGCUAUACUUCUGUGUUCCAUUAUCAAAGGAGAACAGCCCUAUCCCCACGCUAUGUCCUCCGUGGUGAGGCUUUGUAUUCCUGGAGGAGGUCGGCCUGAUCUUAAUAAACUGCCUUUCAGUAGUGAGGCAAAGGGACUUGAGGAUGUACUGCACCUCAUAAAGAGAUGCUGGGAUGGAGACCCUCAGGAAAGGCCCAGUAUCUCUGUUUGCAUGCAAGAGACUGAAAGAUUGCUGGAGCCACUGGAAUAUGAGGUCAUCAAUGCUGUCCAUGAGGUUUUGACAUCAUUGACUCGUGGAAAAAGUGUGUUCCCAUCAUCCCUGGAUUCCCCGCCUGUUACUACUCCCCCACCAGUUUACAUGCCCAGCAAAACCGGAAAUCACGACAGAGGUGAUGGGGAAGUGAUGACGGUCCCACCCAUGAUGAGUGUCAGUCCUGAUUCUGAAGACUCCAAGCUAAUCAGUAUAAACCAGGACAUACUUCCGAAAUACAAGAUGGAUGCAAAUCCUUGCGGACUCUGCUUGAUCAUAAAUAAUGAGAAGUAUUUACCUGAGAGUUGCCUGAAUAGACGCAUUGGAUCCAAAAUCGAUUGCAAAAAGCUUGAAAAGCGAUUCAAGUCCUUCAACUUCAUCGUUGAUGUUCAGUCUGACCUGACGGAUAAGGAAUUAAGGCAGCAAUUGUUAACCCUUUCUAAGAAGGACCAUACGAAAUAUGACUGCUGCAUUGUGGUCAUUUUGUCUCAUGGCUCUAAGUCAGGCCGCCACCUCUACGGUGCUGUUCAUGGAGUGGACGGGCCAUCGGUUACCGUUGAGGACAUUACAAGGUUCCUCAAUGGGGAUUGCUGUCCCUCACUCCAGGGCAAGCCCAAGCUCUUCUUCAUCCAGGCCUGCACUGGAGAUGCAAUGGACAAAGGAAGUAAUGUGUCCCCUGAAGAGGCCAGCCCAUCCCUCGCUGGGGCGGAUGAGGAAACAGAUGUCAUUCCCACAACAUCUGGCAGCAACUCCCUCAACGUGUCAGACGAGCCAGAUGCCUGCAAUUCACUGCCAGUACCCAGUGACAUCCUGGUGUCAUACUCUACUUACCCCGGGUAUGUCUCAUGGAGGAACCCGCAGACUGGCUCCUGGUACGUGGAGACCCUGGACGAGAUCUUGGCAGAGCAUGCUGCAACAUCUGAUCUGGUUACCAUGCUGACGAUGGUCAACAACAAGGUCGCACAGAAUUCUGCUAAAGGCAUCUACAAACAGAUGCCAGCCUCCUUCAAUUCUCUGCGAAACCUUCUCUACUUCCAAAGUUGUCCCCAGGUCCACAGUUAGGGACGCCAUGGAAUGGCCCAGGACGUUUGUACGGUGCUGUUUUCCCUCAGUUCAAUGCAGAUAGAACCUGGAUUAUAGUUUUCUGCAUCAGUACACUGGAGUCGGAUGUGCAGAUCUCAGUGCUGAGAUAAUCACAGGCAAAUGAUGAAUAAGCCAUGGAAUGAUUAAUGUGAGAUACGUAUCAUGAUUGUUUAUAAAGUGCAUUUUAAACGUACAUUUUCUGAUCCAGCUCACAUAUAUUGAAAUGGUCUUGGGGGAAAAAAGGUAUUUUGCCAGUGGCUUCAGCAUUUAUCUGGGUAUAUCAAUUUUCAGUACCUAUCUGUAUAAACAUAAUAUUUAGUACUCUUCACUUCACUGAAUGAGCUGUUUUUUGGCUUUCGAUCCCUUGUGAGAUAUUGAUUUUAGUUUAUUUUAUUUGAUGGUAUAUCAUCUUAUUUUGUAUAUGCGCUUAUUUUAUGAACUUUUAUUUACCUACAAUUGUUUCAUUGUAAAUUCUCUGUACAGCACUUUGGUCAUGUGUGGUUGUUUUUAAGUGCUUCAUAAAUAAAGUAUGGUAUGGUAUGGUAA